This is a messenger RNA of Nicotiana attenuata, 875 nucleotides long. RefSeq lists its product as uncharacterized. Lineage: Eukaryota; Viridiplantae; Streptophyta; Magnoliopsida; Solanales; Solanaceae. The coding region runs from base 56 to 763 and encodes 235 amino acids. The record is from RefSeq and is a predicted model, not a curated record. The transcript has 3 exons. Gene Ontology annotation, cellular component: mitochondrial matrix.
AUCUAAAUACCCUAAAAACCCCUCAAAACCUCUUCAAAUUUUCAGUUAGGACUCUAUGUUCAUGGCGGCAUUUCUUCGAGCAUCUCGUAGAUCACUUCUUUCGUUUCAAUUUUCUCACGGCCAACAUUCCUCUCUCCAUUAUAGCAAAUUCAUCUCUCAAUUUUCCAGGUCUCACGCAUCAGAGGCAACCCAAAAAUCACCAUUUGAAUCAAACAUACUCAGAAUCCUUCGCAAUGAAGUCAAUUAUCAGUUGGAUUACGCCCCUCCCCACCCGCCUGUUACAAAGUUUAACACAUUCAUGGUUGAAGAUCGGCCAGGCGAACAGUGGAUUACCUUGAGGAGAAAAUUCGGCAAUGAUGAACAUAUCAAAAUCGAGGCAACGAUGUUUGAUGGAUCAAUUACUGUUCCAAAAACAAGUGAUGAAAAUAUUGGGGAAGAUGUGCGGCUUCACAUAAGUGUGCUAGUUGACAUAUGGAAGGGUGAAGGUAGUGAGUUCUUGGAGUUUGUCUGUUCAUCCUGGCCAAAUUCCUUAGAAAUUCAGAAAGUAUACAUACUCAGAAGCGAUGGUUCUCCAGCUCAGCCUUAUAUGGGGCCCAAUGUUAGGGAUUUGGACAGUGGCUUCCGAGAUGGCCUAAAUGAAUUCCUAAAGACGAGAGGCAUAAAUGAUGAACUUUCUGCAUUCCUACAUGAGUUUAUGAUGAAUAAGGAUAGAACUGAAGCAAUUGAAUGGUUGAGAAAAAUCCAGUCUUUUAUCGAAAAUUAGACACGUCUCUGCUCUCUUAAAUUCUCAAUAAAAUUGAUAUAUUGUAACUUAUGAUUAGCUUUGCUGUAUUUUUCGCAUGAGAUUUCUAGUCUUAUUCUGACUUUCGCAUUAA